AUGUCUCAAUCAACGACAUGGCCACCGUCUGCGGGACUGACUACAAAUGUAGUUUCACGGAAGGAUGCUGUGCUUCAGUGUUUCUCUUCAAAACACGUUGCAGCACCCGCCGCCACCGUAUUCGAAGCGAUCCUCCGUGUUGAGGAUUACCACAAGUGGAACAGAUGGGUGCCCAAAGCCCAAAUCAUCAGCCAAAGCCCUUCAGAUGAUCCCAACGUAGACAUCAAUGACCUGAGCCGCAUGCGUUCAGGAACGAUUAUGAACUUCCCCGCCAUUAUGGAUGCCAAAAAGCCAGAGAAAGUGAGCGACGCAGAACUGCAAGUCACGGACAUUUCAACUCCUAAUAGCCCAUCCGAAUACGUCAGUAAGGAAAUCCUGGAAACUGACGGGAGCUUCACUGCGGACUUGAGCAGAGUGUACAGGGUAUCCUGGGCCCUGCACGGCGGGUUCGUCGCGCGUGGGCUCAAGACCGAACGUUUCCACGAGGUCAUUGUCACUGGAGAGAACGAGUGCGAAGUCAGGACGUGGGAGGUCAUGGGGGGAGUGUUGGCUUAUACGGUCAAAUGGAUGUUUCGGGCAAACUUGCGGGAGAAUUUCGAGCUUUGGAUGACCGACCUGAAGGCCUGGAGCGAGAAACUGCAUCUUGAUCAAAGUGCCUCAACGUGA
Ramularia collo-cygni is the source of this 666-nucleotide messenger RNA. RefSeq lists its product as uncharacterized. The record is from RefSeq and is a predicted model, not a curated record. The transcript has a single exon. The coding region runs from base 1 to 666 and encodes 221 amino acids. NCBI's taxonomy places the organism in Eukaryota, Fungi, Ascomycota, Dothideomycetes, Mycosphaerellales, Mycosphaerellaceae.